UUUUGCUUUUUAAUUUGGCUAGAAGCAAUUUAUUUUUAAAGAAAGUAUGUCUCCUCUGAAGAUACACGGUCCUAUCAGAAUUCGAAGUAUGCAGACUGGAAUUACAAAAUGGAAAGAGGGGUCCUUUGAAAUUGUGGAAAAAGAGAAUAAAGUCAGCCUAGUAGUUCACUACAACACUGGAGGAAUUCCAAGGAUAUUUCAGCUAAGUCAUAACAUUAAAAAUGUGGUGCUUCGACCCAGUGGAGCGAAACAAAGCCGCCUAAUGUUAACUCUACAGGAUAACAGCUUCUUGUCUAUUGACAAAGUACCAAGUAAGGAUGCAGAGGAAAUGAGGUUGUUUCUAGAUGCAGUCCAUCAAAACAGACUUCAUGCAGCCAUGAAACCUUCUCAGGGGUCUGGUAGUUUUGGAGCUAUUCUGGGCAGCAGGACUUCACAGAAGGAAACCAACAGGCAGCUUUCUUACUCAGACAAUCAGGCAUCUUCAAAAAGAGGAAGUUUGGAAACUAAAGAUGAUAUUCCAUUUCGAAAAGUUCUUGGUAAUCCAGGUAGAGGGUCAAUUAAGACUGCAACAGGAAGUGGACUACCUGUCACCCGGACAAUUCCCUCUUUGACAUCUACAUCAACCCCUCUUAGAUCAGGGUUAUUAGAAAAUAGGACUGAAAAGAGGAAAAGAAUGUUAUCUGGCUCAGAGUUGAGUGAAGAUUACCCUAAGGAAAAUGAUUCAUCAUCGAACAACAAGGCUAUGACAGAUCCCUCCAGAAAGUAUUUAACCAGCAGCAGAGAGAAGCAGCUGAGUUUGAAACAGUCAGAAGAGAAUAGGACAUCAGGGCUUUUACCUUUACAGUCAUCAUCCUUUUAUGGCAGCAGAACUGGAUCCAAGGACUACUCCUCUGGUAGCACUAACUUAGACAGGACCAAUGUUUCAAGCCAAACUCCCUCUGCCAAAAGAAGUUUGGGAUUUCUUCCUCAACCAGCUCCUCUUUCUGUUAAAAAACUGAGGUGUAACCAGGAUUACACUGGCUGGAACAAACCAAGAGUGCCCCUUUCCUCUCACCAACAGCAGCAACUUCAGGGCUUCUCCAAUUUGGGAAAUACCUGCUAUAUGAAUGCUAUUUUACAGUCUCUGUUUUCACUUCAAUCAUUUGCAAAUGACUUGCUUAAGCAAGGUAUCCCAUGGAAGAAAAUUCCACUCAAUGCACUUAUCAGACGCUUUGCACACUUGCUUGUUAAAAAAGAUAUCUGUAAUUCAGAGACCAAAAAAGAUUUACUCAAGAAGGUUAAAAAUGCUAUUUCAGCUACGGCAGAGAGAUUCUCUGGCUAUAUGCAGAAUGAUGCUCAUGAAUUUUUAAGUCAAUGCUUAGACCAGCUGAAAGAGGACAUGGAAAAGUUAAAUAAAACUUGGAAGACCGAACCUGUUCCCGGAGAAGAAAAUUCGUCAGAUAUUUCAGCCACAAGGGUGUACACUUGCCCUGUUAUUACUAACUUGGAGUUUGAGGUUCAGCACUCCAUCAUCUGUAAAGCAUGUGGAGAAAUUAUUCCCAAAAGAGAACAGUUUAAUGACCUCUCCAUUGACCUUCCUCGAAGGAAAAAGCCACUCCCUCCUCGUUCAAUUCAAGAUUCUCUUGAUCUUUUCUUUAGGGCAGAAGAACUUGAGUAUUCCUGUGAGAAGUGUGGUGGGAAGUGUGCUCUUGUCAGGCACAAAUUUAACAGGCUACCCAGGAUCCUCAUUCUUCAUUUAAAACGGUAUAGCUUCAAUGUCACUCUCUCACUUAACAACAAGAUUGGGCAGCAAGUCAUCAUUCCAAGAUACCUGACCCUAUCUUCUCAUUGCACUGAAAAUACAAAACCACCCUUCACCCUUGGUUGGAGUGCACAUAUGGCAAUUUCUAGACCAUUGAAAGCCUCUCAAAUGGUGAAUUCCUGCAUCACCAGCCCUUCUACACCUUCAAAGAAUUUCACCUUCAAAUCCAAGAGCUUGGCUUUAUGCCUUGAUUCAGACAGUGAGGAUGAGCUAAAACGCUCUGUGGCCCUUAGCCAGAGACUUUGUGAAAUGUCAGGCUGCGAACAGCAGCAGGAAGACCUGGAAAAAGAUUCAAAAUCAUGUAGAAUAGAGCCUGAUAAGUCUGAAUUGGAAAACUCCGGAUUUGACGGAAUGAGCGAAGAAGAGCUUCUAGCAGCUGUUUUAGAGAUGAGUAAGAGAGAAGCUUCACCAACUCUGAGUCAUGAAGAUGAUGAUAAACCAACCAGCAGCCCAGAUACCGGAUUUGCAGAAGAUGAUAUUCAAGAAAUGCCUGAAAAUCAAGACACUGUGGAGACUGAGAAACCCAAAACAGUCACAGAGACUGAUUCUGCCGGUUUUACUGAGAUAACGAAAGACUGUGAUGAGAAUAAAGAAAACAAAACUCCAGAAGGAUCUCAAGGAGAGGUUGAUUGGCUCCAGCAGUAUGAUAUGGAGCGUGAAAGGGAAGAGCAAGAGCUUCAGCAGGCAUUGGCUCAGAGCCUUCAAGAGCAAGAAGCUUGGGAACAGAAAGAAGAUGAUGACCUCAAAAGAGCAACAGAGUUAAGUCUUCAAGAGUUUAACAACUCUUUUCUGGAUUCGUUGGGUUCCGAUGAGGACUCUGGCAAUGAGGAUGUUUUAGACAUGGAGUACACAGAAGCGGAGGCGGAGGAACUAAAAAGAAAUGCAGAGACAGGAAAUCUUCCUCAUUCUUAUCGGCUCAUUAGUGUUGUCAGUCACAUUGGUAGCACCUCUUCUUCAGGUCAUUACAUUAGUGAUGUGUACGACAUUAAGAAGCAGGCAUGGUUUACUUACAAUGAUCUCGAGGUAUCUAAAAUCCAGGAGGCUUCUGUGCAGAGUGAUCGGGACCGGAGUGGUUAUAUCUUCUUUUAUAUGCACAAGGAGAUCUUUGAUGAGCUGCUGGAAACGGAAAAGAAUUCUCAGGCACUUAGCAUGGAAGUGGGGAAGACCACUCGUCAGGCCUUGUGAGGAACAAACUCCUGGGUUGGCAGUGUGCACUGCUUAUUCCCUCCUACUGCUGCCCACCUCACCUUUCCUCUGCCCAAGGAGAAUUUGGAAUUCUACUUGAUGCGGGAGCAACAAACAGCUCAGGGCCAAACCAAAAGACGAAAAUUGCAAUUAUGUGGAACGCUCCAUGCUAAUUGUUUUAUGGAAACUUUGGUCUCACAUCUGUAGCUGAUUAUCCUCUUUUUCUCCUACAAGAGUGGCACUUCCUUUUGUCUUAGGAAUACAUGUUGUAAAUAAUAUAUAUAUGUACAUACACACACACACGUAUGUGGAAUGAAUGGAGCCUUAAAGAGUUAGGAUGAGCCACCAUAGUAUUCCUGUUCAAAAUUAAUAGCACAGCAGUUUGGAGAAGAAAUGAAGGUGUCAAAGAGUCCAUUCACCUGAGAGAUGUGUAAAGAUGUACAUAUUGGUUGGCAUUUAGUUUUUCUGUUCCUUGAGUAGUUUCACUCAAGUGUAUAAUCUUUCACAUGUGUUUCUUAUUAGUAAAGUUCACUGGAAAGCCAGCUCUCCAUGUUACACUAAUGACAGUUUGUCCUCCUUGCAAGGGAGAGGCAUUUCUGCCACCUGACGUGAGGAGCUUUUUUUUUUUUUUUUAAUUACUUCAUGGAUUUGUAAUGCUUUUGCUGUUUACAUGCAGUCCCAAGAAAUGGAUUGUUGGUGCUUUGGAAUGGGUUAUGGUCCCCCGUUUGGUAUUCAUUGUACACUUUGUAUUUUCUUUAAAAGAGAUUCUUCACACAGUAUAUUCAUCUAUAUUAUUAUGGUAGUGAAGAUAGAAUCUUUUCUUUUUCUUCUGUAUCAUUCUUCCAUGGAGCAAGCAUUACCCUAAUAGAUUGCAACCAAAAUUUUAAGAGGUAGGAAAAUAAUAUCCCAAUUGGGAUUCCCCAGCAAGGACACCUGGGGAUAAGGAAGAAUGCUAGCAUCUGUCUGUCAUACAUGGAGAGGUCAGGAUGAGGAUUCUCGUGUUAAAGCUAAAAACUCUGGACCACUAGAAGCCCUAUUGCAAGUGGGAAAUUAAGUACAUGAGCUUAGGAUGAAGCUUGAGCAUUUAAU
This is a messenger RNA of Neomonachus schauinslandi (Hawaiian monk seal), 4075 nucleotides long. RefSeq names its product ubiquitin specific peptidase 37 (gene USP37). NCBI's taxonomy places the organism in Eukaryota, Metazoa, Chordata, Mammalia, Carnivora, Phocidae. Gene Ontology annotation, molecular function: cysteine-type deubiquitinase activity. Gene Ontology annotation, biological process: protein deubiquitination. The record is from RefSeq and is a predicted model, not a curated record. The transcript has 23 exons. The coding region runs from base 47 to 2986 and encodes 979 amino acids.